AGAUCUGCUCCAACUAUGUAUUAGACGCUCUCUGUUGUCGCUCAGCGCGAAAAACUUUCAGUGAAAAUAAUUGAAUUCGCCUGAUUAUAAUCUUUAGAUCGGCUUAUAUAAAUACGUAUGUAUAUACUUUACCAAGUCACUCCGUGUCGAAAAGUGUAUCGCAAUAAUAACAUAAAUAUUACGUCGAUAUCAACUUGCCUUAGCCAUAAAAAAAUUGUGAAAUUGUAUCAAAUGGUUUCUUUAGCGCCAAGAAUUAAACUUAGCAAUGGUCAGCAGAUUCCAGCAAUCGGUCUCGGCACUUGGCGAUCGCAUGAAUCAGAUGCAGAGCGUUCGGUAAAAGAUGCGAUAGAUUUAGGUUACAGACAUAUCGACACAGCAUUCGUAUAUGAAAAUGAAAAGGAAGUUGGAAGUGCUAUCAAUUCAAAGAUUGCUGAAGGUAUCGUUAAUCGUGAAGACAUAUUUGUUGUCACAAAAUUGGGUGGCAUUCAUCACGAUCCACAAUUAGUGGAGCAUGCUUGUCGCAAAAGUCUCUCCAAUCUGGGAUUAAGCUACAUCGAUUUAUAUCUGAUGCACUUUCCUGUAGGUCAAAUUCACAAAGGUGACGAUAAUGUACACGGAACAUUAGAACUCUCCGAUGUAGACUACCUGGAUACUUGGCGAGCUAUGGAGAAGUUAGUGGAUUUGGGCUUAGUAAUCGGAAUUGGUCUUUCUAACUUCAAUAAGCAACAAACACAGCGCAUAUUACAAGAGUGUCGCAUACGUCCUUUAGUCAACCAGGUGGAGUGCCACCCAGGCUUUAAUCAAAAAAAACUAAUUGCGUUUUCAAAACAAUGUGAUAUUGUUAUCACAGCGUAUUGCCCUUUAGCACGGCCCAAGCCAGAUCAACAGUGGCCACCAUUCCUUUACGAUAGUACUGCAAAGGAUUUAUCUAAAAAAUAUGGAAAAACACCAGCACAAAUAUGUUUACGUUAUCUGGUACAAUUGGGCGCUAUACCGAUUCCAAAAUCGGUUUCCAAGAGUCGCAUAGCGGAAAAUUUUGCAAUUUUCGAUUUUGAAAUAAAAAACGAUGAUAUGAAAAUAAUUGAUGACUACAAUACCGGUCAGCGAUUGAUACCUUUUUCUGGUAUGAGUCACCACAAGUAUUUUCCAUUCAAUUCCAACGACGAGUAGCAAUUUAUAUAUUAUUAUAUAUGUAUAUAUGUUUGUAU
Bactrocera tryoni is the source of this 1208-nucleotide messenger RNA. Its product is annotated as aldo-keto reductase family 1 member B1. The record is from RefSeq and is a predicted model, not a curated record. The transcript has a single exon. NCBI's taxonomy places the organism in Eukaryota, Metazoa, Arthropoda, Insecta, Diptera, Tephritidae. Gene Ontology annotation, cellular component: cytosol. Bases 118 to 1170 code for a protein of 350 amino acids. Gene Ontology annotation, molecular function: aldose reductase (NADPH) activity.